AUGCCUUCCAUAGCAUUCUCCAAGCAUCCCCAGCUUCUUCCAAUUCCACGCAACAACAACAACAACAUCAGCUAUUGCAAAAACAACACCAGCGAUUCCAACAACAACAAAAAUCAUAUCCCGUUAUCCACAAGACAGCUUGAAAACCAUGCCUUCUCCUUACUCCAAUCUUGCAAUUCCUUCGCCCACCUUACCCAAAUCCACGCCCAUAUCAUCCGCCACUCCAUCUACCACAACAAUUUCGUUGCCACCAAGCUCGUGUCCUCAUACUUCUCCUCUCAUAACCCUUCUUACGCCCUCUGCGUGUUUGAAGAAAUGCCUCAUCCAAACACCUUCCUCUGGAACGCUGUGAUUAAAGGCCUUGUCAAUCUCAAUUCCCACCAAGAAGCCUUAAUCUUCUACUCCAGAAUGCUCGCACGUGGCUCGGAACCCGACCGCCUCACCUUCCCUUUUACCCUUAAGGCCUGCUCGAAGCUCCUCGCCGCUGAAGAAGGUGAGGCCCUCCAUGGCCAGAUUUUGAAACUGGGUUUUGGUUCCGAUGUCUACACUCAGACCUCGCUGCUGGAUUUUUAUGGUUCCUGCAACGAUAUCUCAGCUGCAUGCCAUGUGUUCAAUAGGAUGCCUGAGAGAGAUGUUGUGAGCUGGAAUGCCAUUGUUGCUUGCUGCGUUCGUUGUGGACUGAUGGAACUUGGUAAGGAGUUGUUUGAAGAGAUGCCUGUUAAGAAUGUUUCUUCUUGGACCACUAUGAUUGGCGGUUUUGUUCAUAUUGGGAGUACUAGGGAGGCCUUAGCAUUGUUUCAUCGAAUGCAGAUGGAUGGCGUGAAGCCUGAUAAGAUGACGAUUGUGACAGUUCUUUCUGCUGUUGCAGAUUUGGGGAUGUUGGAUUUUGGUAAAUGGGUUCAUGACUAUGUGAAGAAGAAUGAGAUUGAGAUCAAUGCUUUUGUGGGUACUGCUCUUAUAGAUAUGUAUGCAAAAUGUGGAAGCAUACAAGAGGCACGAAUAGUGUUCGAUGGCAUAAGUUUAAAAACUAUAUCUUGUUACAAUGCGAUGAUAAUGGGUCUUGCGAUUCAUGCGCUGGGUGAGGAAGCAAUCAGUGUGUUUAGAGAGGCUGAAAGGAUGGGGAUUGGCAUAGACAAUGUUACUAUGAUUGCAAUAUUGAGUGCUUGUAGGCAUUCCGGGUUAGUUGAAGAGGGUGUUAGGUUUUUCAAUUCAAUGAAAGAGGGUUUUGGGAUUGAGGCCAAGAUGGAGCACUACAGAUGCAUGGUCGAUCUUCUAGGAAGGGCUGGAUGGUUUGAUGAGGCGAUGGAGAUGGUUGAGUCGAUUGAAGCGGAUUCCAUUGCCUUGGGAACGCUCGCUUUUGCUUGUCAGAUACAUGGAAAUGUGGGACUUGGAGAGAAAUUGAUGAGCACAAUUUCCAUGUUAGACCCAUCAGAUUGUGGGUUAUUGGUAUUGAAAUCUAAGCUGUAUGCAGCUGAUGGGAAGUGGGAAGAAGCAGCCAAAGUGAGGAGAUUAAUGAAGGAUAGAGGGAAUGAAAAGAAACCGGGGUCCAGUUGGAUUGAAGUGAACAAUGUGAUUCAUGAGUUUGUUGCAGGGGAUGAUUCUCACCCAUAUUCAAAGGAAAUAUACUCCAAGUUGGCAGAGCUGAGUGAACAAAUGAAGUUGCCUGCACCAAUGAAACCGAAGUAA
This is a messenger RNA of Magnolia sinica, 1686 nucleotides long. RefSeq names its product putative pentatricopeptide repeat-containing protein At5g59200, chloroplastic. The record is from RefSeq and is a predicted model, not a curated record. Gene Ontology annotation, molecular function: RNA binding; protein binding. Gene Ontology annotation, biological process: RNA modification. The transcript has a single exon. The coding region runs from base 1 to 1686 and encodes 561 amino acids. Lineage: Eukaryota; Viridiplantae; Streptophyta; Magnoliopsida; Magnoliales; Magnoliaceae.